Molecule: messenger RNA, 3358 nt
Organism: Theileria equi strain WA
Lineage: Eukaryota; Apicomplexa; Aconoidasida; Piroplasmida; Theileriidae
Exons: 1
Coding region: 1-3102 (1033 amino acids)
Source: RefSeq, a predicted model, not a curated record
AUGAGGAUUUUGGUUGUGAUACUAGUAUUUUUAAUAAACGAAUAUUGGAUUCAUGCUGCAGAUCCCCAAGGUAAAACAUCGAAUGCGCCCUCAAACUCUCCUGGGCAACAGACACAUCAACAAGGCGGGUCGGUUCCCGUAACGCCGGGGCAACCUGCAGAACAUGAGAUUCAACAAAAUAACUCUUCUAAUAAGGAUAAAAACAACUCGUCGACCGGUAGGUCAGCUGAAACUGCCGGGGAAUCGGAGGAUUCUUUGCCUCCGGCUGGUGAGUCUGAUGAAGAGCAGCCACCUUCACUCAAGACACUGGGUGCCCCUGAGCCUUCAAAUCCAUGGCUAUCUGAUGGUUCACUGGAUACCAGUGACAUUUCAGGAGUCAGAGUUGAGAAGCCACGCAUGAAACUUUUCAAGCGUUCGCUUAACCCACGUUCGCCUAUUAUGCUGGACCUCAUGGGCGACUAUUGGACUGAUUCCAUAGAACUUACACAGCAUCGUUACACGGAUUAUACAUAUCGUGUCAUUGAACCUAAGGAGGAGUUGUAUAUUGAGAAGGUUGUUUAUGGAGGAAAGGAAUUAUGGAUUGGAGAACCUAGAUACAAUGAUAAGGAAAGGUUUUAUGAUAGGUGUUAUCUUAUCGAAAUCUUUGCAAAGUCGUCUAAAACUUUGAUAAUUCUUUCGACUCUAACAAAUACCAAAUUUAUAGACUUUAAUUUUGUAGUAAGGGAAGGCGAAUCAUAUGUUGGUACAUCUGAAGAGACUACUACUUUCCGCGAUCCGUACAAUUCUGUGGCUCUCAGCCUUACAGAAAGACCAAACGAUAGGUUGAUCGACUUAUACGGAAAUAUCACCCCUAAUACAAUCUAUUAUUACUUUGGACCAAAGGAUGGGGUCCGUAUCAAUAAAGUUAGACAUGGAGACAAGAUUUUGUGGAAGGGUGAACCUAAUUUAUUGCACCCAAAACGUAGCGAUAAGUGCUACAGCGCUCAAAUGCAUGUUGGUCAUCAUAGAACAUUGGUUAUUCUGCUUACCUUGACAGACAGUCACUUGAAAUAUCAUAGGUUUAUUUUGGAACACGAGAAAUGCCUAACUAUACAAAGGUUCCCACCAAGGCCCGAACCCAAGAAAAUGCCUGAACCGGAGUUAGAGCCCGAGCCUGAGCCUGAACCAGAUCCGGAACCCGAACCGGAGCCACCAUCACCAGCACGUGAUCUCUAUGAUGUGCCUGUAGAAGAGGAGAUGCCUCCAAAGGUAAGGAGGGUAUUGAGGUUGAAUCCCGUGGUUCCUGUUACCGUUAAUCUUGGUACCGUGGAUGAAACGAGAUGUCAAAUGUUUGAUACGUACUAUGAUGAUGUGCCAACAAAGAUGUUUUUUCCAGUUGGUGACUACGUCAUCACCAAAGUUGUGUAUGGGGACCUUCAUAUUUGGGAAGGCCAACCUGGUGACAAGUGUGUAUACUUCCUCGUAAAUAUAAAGGAUGGCAGGCCUGCUUAUGUAAGUUUCCAUACUGAAGAGUUUGAUGGAUUGAAGUGUGUUUAUUCUAGGAAGUUUGCUGGAGAAGAUUUGAAGGUUGUAAGCUUCAAAGAUUUUACUAAGACUUUCCAGGCUAUGCAAUUAGGUACCCCGUUUAGAUCUGUUUUUACCCUGGAUAUACGGAGUACCGAGGGUAGUGAGAAAUUUAAGCAUUUUGUAACGGAUUACGUUGGUGUCCCUACAAAGUUCCUUAUCGCCAAACCUGGUUACCAUGCUACGAAGGUCGUAGAUGGUAAUCAAGUCAUCUGGGAGGGGAAACCAGGUAGUAGUAAAAACAAUAAAAAGGAUGUACAGAGAUGUCAUAUCCUAAAGGUUCAUUAUGAUAAUGGAAAACCCUAUUUAAUGCAAUUGUGCUAUUAUCCAAAUAGGGAAGGUCGUCAGGGACAUUACUAUUCAUGGUUUUACAUAAAAUUAGGUGAAAAAUGGCACAGACUAGAGAAGGAGAUCCAAUACGAUGCUAUACUUACUAGGUUAGGUACCAUGGAGAUUGUCGAUUUCAACAAUGUAUUCGGAGGGGAUAUGCCAAUUAAUUCCACUGAUGAUGCAGAAACUCUCGCAGAUAAAUAUACCCUACUAAUAACACGGAAGAAAGAGAGGGCUGAAAAGAUUGAACAGCUAAAGAAGACUGCUAAGGAUAGAUAUCUUGAAACGCUUAAGGCAAGAGAAGGGCAACAGUCUGAUGAUGACAUUAUAACCACAACUAUCCAUGGACCCGCCAUGCCUGCAACCCCGAAUUCUGAUAGAGUUAGCAAAUCAAUUGAUGUUACUUUAGAUGCCAUGGAUAAACGUGCCGCCACCGUAACAAAGUUUUCGGACUAUGGAGCUUUAGGCUUGAAGUUUGUUCCAAAGGAGGGUUAUGCUAUGCCUAGGAUUACUCAAGAUAGUUGUGAGAUAUGGCAAGGUAGGGGACGUGAACAUUGUUUAGAAGCUUAUAUUUAUUUCGAUCUGGAGGGUCAUAGGUUGGCCAAGAUUAGGCAUACAGGUCACGAAUUUAUGAAUAUGGCAUAUCGCCAUCGUGAAGGUAAAAAUUGGCUGGAGAUUACUGAGGAGAGGUUUGAGAAUAUCUUAAAUUCCAUACGUGCUCAACUUUCCUAUGUCCCAUCUGCCUCUGAAAUCAAGGCAUCCAAGGCUGACAAGAACAUACAGUUUGAUGCCCUUGGGAGUAGAUUUUUAUCUUCGAGUGCUAGCGCUGCCAAAAAACAUGUGGUUUUGGACAUUUCUCAUCCAACUAGUGCGUUCUCUUGUACCGUUGUAUCUUCUUCUCCACUCCGUAAGACAUAUCGCCCCGGAUCAGACUAUUCUGUGCAGAGUAUCGUGGAUAGCGGAGUUGAAAUCUGGAAAGGAGGAAAAUCGACUUACUGUGACUUUUUAUCAAUGGCAUUUGAUAUUGAUGGACGUGCUAAAUUGGCUCUUAUGUCUAUUAUGGAUGAUGGUAUCCUCACUGGAGCGUAUAAAUACCGUGACGGUAGUAAAUGGGUUGAAAUCAUUGAGUCUGAUUACCAACGCCAUCUUAAGACUCUUGAAAGGUCCGUAAGAGCAGCGGAAGAAGCAGAGAACAUAGCUGAAAGUUAAGCUAAUUCUAAGGAAAAAUGAUUAUGAAAACACUUAAUUACACGGAAAUAAGAUGGAGUUUUAAACCAUAUUUAGCAAAUUUCGAGACUUCACACGACCAAAAAAGGCCUUUUCACCUUUAUGGGCGAGUUAUUUUAACCACCAUUCAUUCCGUAUAUCAAUGGAUUAGCUCAAUGCAGUAGCUUUUUACACACACUUGUCUUAGUGGGAAAACUACCACAAUCUGUGGCCGUAAGGCUUAAAUUAUUCUACUUCC